AUUGCAAUUCGAUCCGGUUGUUUGGGUCCGACUGAAAUUUGCUCAAUUUUUACGCCCUUCUCUCCUCAAACACCAUACCCUCCGACGACUGCUUAGCUUGUAGAAAAAAUGGCGGCGGCAGAUUCAGACGACAAAACGAGGGCCGAGAGAUCGAUCCUAGGUUUUCUACAGUCCAACGAAGUGAUAUCAGACUCUCAUCAGUUCGCUUCCAGCGUCGGAAUCGGCCACAGCGAGCUCGAGAGCGUCAUCAAGAGCCUCUGCGGAUUCCAACUGAUCGAAUCUCAGGAUAUAAAGAAGGAGCGAUGGUUGUUGACUGAUGAAGCGAAGUCGUACGCUUUGAAUGGAUCGCCGGAGGCUCAGGUGUUUUGGGCAGUGCCUGCUGAGGGGAUAUCAAGAGCCGAACUCGAGAAAAAAGUAGGCAGUCAGAUUUUUAAGAUCGGUUCAUCACAAGCUAUUAAAAACAAAUGGGUGGAGAUCGGGAAACAAUUGGUCUCGAGAAAGGUGGAUCAUGUCGAAGAUAGCGUCAAAGAUUUGCUAAAAAAUAUUGAGGAUGGAAAGAUGGUCGAUGACAAGGACAUUGCUACACUGAAAAAGAGGAAGCUCAUUACCCUUCAGACAUGGAAGGGUUACUCUCUGAAAAAAGGCCCUAAAUAUGCACCAGAGAGAAAGAAGGUUGCAACUGAUCUAACUCGGGAACAUCUACUGAGGGGUGACUGGAAGGAUGUAGAGUUCAAAGACUACAACCUAGAUGUUCAAGAACAACCAAUUGAAAUAGGCUACCUGCAUCCUCUGCUUGAGGUGCGAGAAGCAAUCCAGAAUAUCUUUCUUCAGAUGGGUUUUGAGGAGAUGCCAACAAACAAUUUUGUUGAGAGCAGUUUCUGGAACUUUGAUGCACUAUUCCAACCUCAACAGCACCCUGCUCGUGAUUCACAUGAUACUUUCUUUCUUAAAGUUCCUUCUACCACACGAGAAUUACCUGAAGAUUACCUGGAGAAAGUAAAACAAGUCCAUGAGAUUGGUGGUUAUGGAUCCCUGGGAUAUAGGUAUAGAUGGAAAAGGGAAGAAGCAGAGAAAAAUCUCCUCCGAACUCACACGACCGCAGUUUCCACAAGAAUGCUUUACCUACUUGCUCAGAAGAAGCCUUUUACUCCCAAGAGAUACUACUCUAUAGAUCGUGUUUUCAGGAACGAGGCUGUUGACCGAACUCAUCUGGCAGAGUUUCAUCAGAUAGAAGGUGUCAUAUGUGAUCGGAAUCUCACACUUGGUCAUCUGAUUGGAGUGUUGAAUGAUUUCUUUGCUUCCCUUGGCAUGAAAAAGCUGCGGUUCAAGCCCGCUUAUAAUCCAUACACUGAACCAAGCAUGGAAAUCUUCAGUUAUCAUGAAGGUUUGGACAAGUGGGUGGAGGUUGGCAAUUCUGGCAUGUUUAGGCCUGAAAUGUUGCGCACCAUGGGGUUCCCGGAGGAUGUUUCUGUUAUUGCAUGGGGUCUUUCGCUAGAGAGGCCAACAAUGAUUCUAUACGGGAUUAACAACAUCAGGGACCUCUUUGGACCGAAGGUGGAUUUCAAUCUUAUCAAAAGCAGCAAGAUCUGCCGUUUAGGUUGGCAGUAAUCCUCUCAGGUGGAGAGAUUGCCUGGAAUUAAAUUUGUGGAACCCCGGUUGCCUUCGUUCAAUGAAAUUGAUUUGAUUAUGUUGAUAGGAGCAAUUUUGAAACGUGAUGGUAUUUCAAGUACAUCAUUUUCUUUCUUAUGUUCCUCACUGAAAUACAGUGGGUAAUCAAGUACAGGGACAACAUGUAACUACUGCAUGUAAUAUAUAAUUUUUGGUAAUAUUUUAAUGAUAUGGGAACUAGUUUGCAUA
Messenger RNA from Asparagus officinalis (garden asparagus), 1857 nucleotides. Its product is annotated as phenylalanine--tRNA ligase alpha subunit, cytoplasmic-like. Bases 109 to 1608 code for a protein of 499 amino acids. Lineage: Eukaryota; Viridiplantae; Streptophyta; Magnoliopsida; Asparagales; Asparagaceae. The record is from RefSeq and is a predicted model, not a curated record. Gene Ontology annotation, molecular function: tRNA binding; phenylalanine-tRNA ligase activity; ATP binding. Gene Ontology annotation, biological process: phenylalanyl-tRNA aminoacylation. The transcript has 18 exons. Gene Ontology annotation, cellular component: phenylalanine-tRNA ligase complex; cytoplasm; cytosol.